Miscanthus lutarioriparius is the source of this 1470-nucleotide messenger RNA. The record is from the annotation of a GenBank genome assembly. Lineage: Eukaryota; Viridiplantae; Streptophyta; Magnoliopsida; Poales; Poaceae.
AUGGACGACGACCACGACCACGACCAGGACCCCGACGCGUCGCCAUCGCCGGCCGCCGGGGAGCGGUGCCCGUGCUGCUGCUCCUCCUCCUCGUCGGCCGUGCCGUGGCGGCGGUCCGUGAAGCGGAAGCUAGGCGCGGAGAAGGGGAAGGAGAGCGGGGAGGCGGGGCACGACGAGGCGGGCCCCGCGGCGCGGGUCGAGGCGGAGGACGAGUGCGCGGCGCUGCGGGAGGCGGCGGCGUCGGCGCAGUCCGCGGCGUCGGCGCUGCGGGCCGAGGUCGAGGAGGAGCGCCUCGCCGCGGCCAGCGCCGCCAGCGAGGCCAUGGCCAUGAUGCUCCGCCUGCAGCGCGAGAAGGCCGAGGUCCAGAUGGAGCUCCGCCAGUUCCGCCGCUUCGCCGACGAGAAGAUGGCGCUCGACGCCGCCGACAUCGACCAGCUCCGCGCGCUGCUCGCGCAGCGCGCGCGCCGCCUGGGCGAGGGCGAGGACCUCGUCGCGCAGAGCGCCGCCGAGGAGGAAGAGGACCUCCUCCUGCUCGAGGGCGAGGACGGCUACGUCGAUGGCGAUGGCGGGUACUACCCUGAGCUCCGCUGCAACGACGGGGAGUACUACUAUGAGGACGGGCAGGAGGAAGAGGAUGCGGUUGCCCUCGAUCUGGAGCGCCGGAUCUGCCGCCUCGAGCACGAUCAGGAAACUCGCCUGCUUGAGCCACCCCUUGUGGAAGAGCAAGAGGAAGGCACCCACCUCUACACAGAUGAGGCGUUGCCGAACUUGUCAGGGCAUGAACGGGGUGGCCUCUAUGCUGAUGAGGUGUUAUCUGAGGAGGAUGUGGAAGCAAGGAGCAACCUCCACAAUGAUGAUGAAGAGCUGCCGGAGUCUCCUACUGCUGGAAGUGGUGACGGGGAGGAAGCAAGCGAGGCUGAUGGUGUUGACAGUGUAAGUGGCAGUUGCAGUGAUAGGGUAUACACCAUUGACAAGGUGCAUCAAGGUGCGUCUGCGACUAUUGCAAGGGUCAUGGAUAAGUACCAGGGCGAGGCAGUGGAGCCAGACAUUAAGAAGCUUUACAUGAGGCUGGAGGCACUGGAGGCCGAUAGGGAGUCGAUGAGGCAGGCCCUUGUGGCAAUGCGCACAGAGAAGGCACAACUUGUGCUUCUUCGUGAGAUUGCGCAGCAGCUUGCCAAGGAUGGAGCUCCAGUUGGGUCAGGAGCUGGGGCGGGACCAGGUGUACACCAGUCGCGUAGAAAACACACAGUUGGGAUUGUAGAGAGGAGAUUCACGGAGGACAAGAAGGCGGCACUUGUCAAGACAUAUUCCAUGGUUGCCUUGUUUAAGUGGGUCCUCACUUUAUUUGGCAAGAAAGAGAAGCUAUCUCAAAGCAGGUAUACUUUUGGCUUAUCAAGUAAUAAUGUUGGUUUGCUCCUACUCUUGGAUAAGUGCCCACGGAUCCAGAAAACCCUCACGAGAACAAAGUAA